AUGGCGCCCACUCUAUUUACAUCUCUGAAGCUUGGACGACAUACCUUGCAGCAUCGUAUCGUUCUGGCUCCUAUGACACGUUUUCGAUCCGACGAUAACGGCGUGGUACUUCCUUAUGUGGCCGACUAUUACGCGCAACGUAGUACUCCUGGAGGACUAUUGGUGACCGAGGGAACUCUCAUCUCAUCUACGGCAGGCGGUUAUCCUAAGGUGCCAGGCAUCUACAGCAACGAACAGAUCGCCAAAUGGAAACAAGUCACCAAGGCCGUUCAUGACAAAGGCGGUAUCAUUUACUUGCAAAUCGCACACGCCGGGCGUGCCACCACUUCCAAAUUAUCUCCCAACGGUGAACAGCCCGUGUCGGCCUCCCCCAUCGCCAUUCAAGGAGUGAAUAUGCUCGGUCAACAGAAUGAAGUUCCCCGUGCCUUGGAAAUUCCAGAAAUCAAGGCUCUUAUUCAAGAUUUUCGUCAAGCAGCUCUGAAUGCCGUGGAAGCUGGUUUUGACGGGGUGGAAAUCCAUGCAGCCAACGGUUACUUGUUGGAUCAAUUUAUCAACACCUCUAGCAACAAGCGCACAGAUAUGUAUGGUGGCUCGAUCGAAAACCGAACGCGUUUCGCGUUGGAAGUCGUGGAUGCCAUUGCCGAUGCUAUUGGCCCUGAUCGUACCGCAAUCCGUUUUUCUCCAUGGUCCGGUUUCCAGGAUAUGCAAGAUGACACACCGAUUGAAACAUGGGGUUACAUCGUCUCUCAACUUCAGGCCCGUCAUCCUGAUCUUGCUUACGUGCACUUUUCCGAACCCCGCGGUCCUUUCAUUUCCUCAGGUGGUUAUUCGGUCGACACUAAACUCGCUUUUGACCGCGCUGCAAAGACCGGUGACCUCAUCUCUUUUGGUCGUGCUUAUACCGCCAAUCCAGAUCUUGUAGAGCGCCUGCGCAACGGAUGGCCCCUCACAUGCUACAAUAGAAGCACCUUUUAUACAGGCGGUACCGAAGGUUACGUCGAUUAUCCUUCCUAUCAACCGUAGAUAAUAUCUUUUUACUCGAUAUAAACCAUUAUACCAACAUUAUCGUAAAUUGCUCUCUUUUUCCGCUGAAGUACAUACCUCUUAACCUUGAAAGUCAACUGUGUGGCUCACAAUAUACUGUAGCUAUAUUUUACGCUCGCUACAUGAUAAUCAUUGCAAGAUAAGAAACUUUAAGACUAUCGGUAACCCAGGCUAAGGAAAGGUGCCUUUUUUUUUUUAUCUCGACAUCAUGCUGACUUUUAUCCAAUGGAAAGCCGCAAAGUUGUGUAAUGAAUCUGAAAAAAGUCUUCAUAUGAGCAUCAAUUAUGAUUGGCCUGCGUGAAACGCAAAAAUGCCGACGAACAAAUCAGCCUUUGUGCGCUAUAAAAUCGAAAAAAUCAAAACCGUCACAUUCAAGUCACGGCGGAAAAAAUUCUAAUAAUUUCUUCCCAAUUUUUUUUUUUUUUUAGUGAAUUCCCUCU
Messenger RNA from Radiomyces spectabilis, 1484 nucleotides. RefSeq lists its product as uncharacterized. NCBI's taxonomy places the organism in Eukaryota, Fungi, Mucoromycota, Mucoromycetes, Mucorales, Radiomycetaceae. The record is from RefSeq and is a predicted model, not a curated record. The coding region runs from base 1 to 1023 and encodes 340 amino acids. Gene Ontology annotation, molecular function: oxidoreductase activity; FMN binding. The transcript has 2 exons.